Cantharellus anzutake is the source of this 768-nucleotide messenger RNA. RefSeq lists its product as uncharacterized. The transcript has 3 exons. NCBI's taxonomy places the organism in Eukaryota, Fungi, Basidiomycota, Agaricomycetes, Cantharellales, Hydnaceae. Bases 1 to 768 code for a protein of 255 amino acids. The record is from RefSeq and is a predicted model, not a curated record.
AUGCCCCCUAGAGACUUCCCCUCUACUAGAUCUGAAAUUAGGGACCCCCAGGACAACCAGCAAUGGCACAGCACUCUACUUGAGUCGCUGAGGCCAAGGUCCUUCCAUGCUAAGUCUCCGGUUCCCCUCCGGAAUCAUCUGCCCUUGCCCAGUUCUAAGCAGCUGGAAAGUGAUUUCUAUUCGUAUGUUCUCACCCAUUGGGGUCAAGGAGAUGCAGUUGUGAGAGAGAAGCAAGAGCUUUGGAAGCAAAAGCGGAAAAUGGAGACUUCAACUCAUGACUGCUUGCCAAGCAUUUGGUCGGACAUUCAACAGAAGGUGGCUAUCCAUAACUGUCCCCUGAAUAUCUUCCUUGAUCUCAUUCGCAAGCGUGGUGACUAUGUGAUGAGCAGUGGUGCAUCCUCUAUGAUGUUGUUGGUGGAGAAGCUCCAGCUGAAAGGGCUCCUAGCGGAUCGGAUUGGUCCGGAUCCGGAUCCGGAUCAGAAUCCGCGGAUUUUUAGAGGUUUGAAACAAAAACUGUAUCCGGUGGUUAGAAAUUGUCAUAUCCAUGCAUACCCGACCCCGACCCGACUUCCGGACCUCCACCCUCUUCACCUCCGGAGUCAUAAUCUACCGCUGCCGUUCCGAUACUCACCUUCGGUCCUGGCAACACACCUCCUCCUUACCCCUCACCACCCUCCUACUACUCCGCUCCCCCUUCACAACACCUCCACCCUCCCGUUAUCCUCCUACGCUUCCCCCAUCCGCUCCGAUACUCACCUUCGGACCUGA